CUCUCUCAUACAUCUACAAAAUGCGCUUCUCCACCUUUUAUAUCUUGAUCACAGCCCUCCUUUUUUCUCUAACCGAAGCCAAGGGCAAAGCCAUCAAAACGGUGGAUGCCUCUUCCUUCGCAGCAUCUACCACAGUCCCCGUGCAAGCCCUACAGUCUGCCGCUGCAAAGGCCAACACUAUCCCCAGUCUCGCCGUAUAUCCUGUCAGUGUUGGCGAAAACCCUGUACAAUCGACCAUCUACAGCGACUGGACCCGAUUCCAAACGGGCUCUGCAAUCUUCUGGGUUGCAGAUAUGGACGUGGACUGUGACGGCCUCGAAUACGGCUGCGAAGGGAAUCCUGACGGCCAGCCACUAACGAACUGGGGCGCGCUGGAUGCAUACCAAGUUCCCUUUAUUGUGAUUCCGGACAAAUUUCUCGUUGCGAAUCCGGAUCUUUUACCCGGGAAUAAUGUUGCGGCUAUUAUUUGCAAUAACAAAAUAUUUUACGCCAUCCUCGGCGACUCCAACCACAACGACCCCCAAGUCACGGGCGAAGCGUCCUGGCUUCUCGCACGCACCUGCUUCCCUGAUGAAAAGCUCAACGGGAACAAAGGCCACACGACCUCCGAUGUAACUUAUAUCGUGUUUACGGGGCAAAACGCCGUUCUUCCCGAUACAGCGUUGAAUGCAAACUACAUUACCGAUUUUGGGAAGUUGCGGGAGAUGGGCGAUACGCUUGUUUCGGGUCUGGUUUCUGAGUUGGAGAUUUCUUCAACUAUUCCAGGAUCUGGACCUGAACCUAAUCCUAGCCCUAGUCCUAGCCCUAGUCCUGGUCCUGGAUCUGGCGAUGAUGAUCAUGAUGAGGAUGGAGAUGGCGAUGGAGAACGACCUGUUACUGCUGGUGCCUCAGGACGAUCUAUGGACUUGCUUACUGUUGUAUUGGGCUGUGUGGUUGCUAUAAUCUGUCAGAUCAUUUAGAUGUUUUUGUUUCUUUCUAUUUCUCUAUUUCUCAUUUGGGACAUCUCAUCUCAUGCCUGUAUUGGUUUCUUUGGAAAGAUAAUCCGGAGUUAUGACUCUCCCGUUUUGCUUGGACUGUGAUUGUACAUUGGUUAUACAUUCCCUGUUGCUUUUUUUUUUCUUUCUUUCUUUCUUUCUUCUCUCUCAAUCCUGUAAUGCCACUGGUGUUGUUGUUUAUCAAUGAAUCAUUUGGCUCUGAAGCUGUACCGGCCGCUGACCGGACAUCCAACCUCAC
Molecule: messenger RNA, 1233 nt
Organism: Aspergillus ochraceoroseus IBT 24754
Lineage: Eukaryota; Fungi; Ascomycota; Eurotiomycetes; Eurotiales; Aspergillaceae
Product: glycoside hydrolase family 75 protein
Exons: 2
Coding region: 21-959 (312 amino acids)
Molecular function (GO): chitosanase activity
Source: RefSeq, a predicted model, not a curated record